UUUCUAAAUACGGUUCCUGCCUUUUAGCUCAUAUACGGAAUACAAUAUAUUCGCAUACAUGGUCGAUUUUGAAAGUACUAUAGAUAAUUAUCUCCACACCCAAAAUUGUAGUACUAUUCCAUAUCAUGAAUAGAAUUAACAUGAUUUUCUUAUUUUGAUAGCCAUUACUUGCCCAGCAUCUACUGUAGGAAAGUACUCGAGAAAUACAUAUAGACUAUUGGGAGAAAUUUUAAUAUAAAAUACAGGAGACGGUAUAGUUGUUAGCAGUUUCACAGGAAGCAGCGGGGGCGGUCGAUGCACGUCACAGCUCUUUGUGCCUUAAACGGCGAUAAAAAGGCAUGGUCGACGAACGACCCAGGCAUUGCAAAGCAACGUCGAACGGCAAAUACACCUCCGUCGAAAUGAACGCGGGUCGAUUUUGGAAGAGUACACGAACAACCCCGCUACUUUGGGAAUUUUUACUCAGCCUUUUGCAAGAUUCGGAAUGCAGAGAAUUCAUCAGAUGGAUAGACGAAUCUGCUAUGACUUUUAAAAUCGUAAACUCCUAUCAAGUUGCUACAUUGUGGGGAGAAAUUAAAGGAAGGCCCAAUAUGGAUCAAAAUAAAUUGAGAAGAGCCAUUAGACAAUAUUAUAAAUCUGGCGUAAUGAAAAAGGUAAACCAUUGAUUGUGCAGUAGUAAAUAUAUUUAUGUAAUUUUAUAUGGCAUACAGUAAAGUUUAAUAAGUUUCGCCUAUAUUAUUGUAUUGGGUCGGCAAAAGCAUUAGCCUUUGAAAAAGAAAAUAUAAACUGUAGCAUAAGAAAAGAAUUUAUGAAUGAAAAGAGUCAGAUAUUGUUAUAAAAAGUCUGUACUUGCUUACAAGAAAAUGCAUAAAAUAUAAUGGACUGUCUGUACAGUAUAGUCUAUACAAUUGUCACGAGGUUUCAAUUUGGACCAAAGUGCUGUUUCUUCGUUCUGUUACGCAUAUCAUACCAUUCUAAAAUUAUUGUAACUGUUGCAGUUAUAUAAACUAUCCUUAUAGUCUUUUAAAAAUAAUGUAAAUAUUGACAAAAUAACUUUAACUUAAACUCAAAGAAUACAAACAUGGCGUGACUGUCCAUCAUAAUUCCAACACGUCAAUUGCAUGCCAAUCUUUCAUGAGAAUUUGCCUUUGCAGAAUGAACUUAAAAGGCUCCUAAGAUAGUAUUAAAAGUCUGCUUUAAUGAAAUAGGAAUGAAAUAGAACGGUAUCAGUAGAGGAAACAUAUUUGGAACUCCGCCAAACUGUAGGCUUCGUAGCUUUGAUUGGAAACAACACCAUUUUGAUUUUCUGAAAAAUUCCAGCGUGGGAAAUGGGAAAGGAAUUCAUCCCCUAACAUCGAGGGGUUAGUUUAACAAACUAUAAGCUCCACAUGAAUUUAGUUAUUGGUGACAGAUGUUUUACAAUAUAUGUAUAUAUCAAUAUAUCCAAUGUCAAAUGUACAACUGAAAUCUUAAUUAUUCUUGCAUUAUUGUUAGAUUGCCAUUUGAAGUCUUAUAUACUCUCAAUAUUACAAGAUUGCGUUUAACUUUACUCAUAAAGAUAGCAAUUAAGCCUUGUUAUUUAAGAAAUUACUUUUGAACUGUAUAUUUUAGACGUUCAUUUACCAGUUUAUAAUAAUCUAACAUCGCUUCCCAGUUUGAAAACACAUUGAAGAUAUAUUAUUAUUGAGGAAAUUGACCCUUCUAAAGAGGAAUUAAAACUUUGCAUUUCCAAAAACAACGUUAAAUAUUAAACAGUAAAUUAAACACUAAUAACAGAACAUAAGGUUCUGACGUAGAAAUUAUAAAUUUCAACAUCUUAAUAAAAAUUAUAUCGACCAUAUCAAGACUCUUUAUUUUAUUAUUUUGAGAUAGCAAACUUUUUUUUAAUUAAACAGUUAAGAUCGAUGCAUCAUUGCAAAUUUGCUACAUCACUUUAUAAAAUUGUAUUCUAAAACAAAUUAGACCCAAUUAAUGUCAAAAUAUGUAACUUGUUGGCAUGUUCGUAAAAUAUACACUAAAACAGCACUGAAAUAUGGGAUGCCCGGCCAUUUAUAAUUUUUAAUUAAAUAUAGACUGUAUACAGUAUAGAAAACUACCACGAACAGGUAUAGCAGUAUACAAGACAAAAACAAUCUUCUAUUUGUUCUAGCUCGCUCGUGUACGAGAAUUUUAAAGAAUGUUAACAAUAUAACAUGCUUUCUACUUUACUAAAUUCAUUGAUCAUGAUCAUAACAUGAUUUAACUGCAAGCUAUAAAAAGGACCUAUAAGAUAAACAAAUUUGACGAGAAUGACCAAUCCUUUUUUAAAUAUAUGUUUAACUCUUCUUUCCAAAUUGAUUAAGCAUCAUUUUCAAAUUUAUUUCAGCCCAAUUUUCUCAACAAAUAUUUUGAUAUUUAAAUCAUUUCUUCUUUUCUACAGGUGAAGGGACAAAAAGGCGGAUAUAAAUUUGAGAAAUUGCCCUACAAUCCAUUCAAGAGCCAGCAACAACAGCAGCAGCAACAUCAUGAACAACUACAACAACAAGACAUUAACAGUAGAUCACCUAUGCAAUGCAAUUCAACAUUCAUGGUAAGGGAUUUUGAACUGUAUAAAUGUAUAGGCUAUAUAUGAAGGUGAUUUGGUAGUUGAAUUUGCGACAGAUACUUCAUACUUUUAACUUUCAUUUUUAUAAUAUAUAUCAAGCAUGCACCUGCCUUAAGUUGAACUUACUACACUAAACUGCAAAACUUUGAAAUUGGUUCAAUAUACAAAUACAUUGAAACUAGUAUAUGUGCAUGCUCUAAAUCGACUUGAAUUAAAAUUUAGAUAUAAUUUAGAUUAGUUCAGUAAAGUUUACGUUUCUUUCUGUAGCAACGCUGGAUCAAUAAGGUAUGAUUCUUACUGGAUCUCAACUAAUAGAGCUAUCCAAGCUAUCCAGUAUCAACAAAGUUAGUUUAGGUUAGAUUUCCCCUGUAGCAAGUGGCAAUACCGGAUCACUAAUAGAUGAUUCUUACUGGACCUCCAGGAAGAACAGUUUAGAACUGAUAAAGCUAUCCAGUACAAAAAAAGUUAGUUUAGUUUAGGUUUCCUCCUGUAGUAACACUGGAGCAGUAGGGGAUGACUCUUACUGGACCUCUAUAGGAAGAACAGUUCAGAACUGAUAGAGCUAUCCAGUAGCUAUAAAUAAAAAAAGAUAGUUUAGUUUAGGUUUCCUCCUGUUGUAACACUGGAUCAAUAAGGGAUAACUCUCACUGGACCUCUAGGAAGAACAGUUUAGAACUGAUAAAGCUAUCCAGUAUAAAUAUAGUUACUGUAGUUUAAUUUAGAUUUCCUCCUGUAGUAACACUAUAUUAAGGGGAUGACUCUUAAUCACUAUUGUCUAGGGAGAACAGUUUAGAACUGAUAGAGCUAUCCAGUAUAAAUAAAGUUAGUUUAGUUUAGGUUUCCUCCUGUAGUAACACUGGAUUAAUAAGAGAUGAUCUUUACUAGACCUCUAGAAAGAACAUUCUUGAACUGAUAUAGCUAUCCAGCAUAAAUAAAGUUUGAGUUUAGGUUUCAUCCUGUAGUAACACUGUUCAAUGAGAAAUUAUUGGUCUUUACUUGACCUCUAUAGGAAGAAUAGUUCAGAACUAAUAGAGCUAUCCAGCAUAAAUAAAGUUAGUUUAGUGUAUAGAUUUCAUCCUGUAGUAACACUGGAUCAAUAAUAGAUUAUCCUUACUGGACCUCUAAGAGGUCUUUAGUUAUUACUGGUCGUUUAAUUAGGGCUUCAACAGUAUCUGUACUGGAACAACACUAUAAUUUUGAAACAGCAUGCCACCAGCUUUAAUUAAAACUGUUCUUCCUUGAGGUCCAGUAAGAAUCAUCCCUUAUUGAUCCAGAGUCGCUACAGAAAGAAACCUAAACUAAACUAAUUUUAUUUAUACUGGAUAUCUCUAUCAGUUCUAAGCUGUUCUUUAUCCAAUGAUAAAUACAGUUUACAGUACAUACAAUACAUUAAAUAUAUUUUAAUUAUACUUUUAGCCAUCGCAAGAAAGAAACCAAUUCUCCUGCCAAAACUACAAUUAUUUUCUUGGUGCCUUCGUUGCAGGAGAAAACGUGACCUUACAAGACACGGCGACAACUGCUUGUCAUUCUGACCAAUACACUACGGACUGUGAAUCCGAAGCCAGCUUCGAAAGUUGGAUAGAAGAAGACAAUAUUGACGUUUUAAUGCACCCUAUUAGUAAUAGCGAGAAAGACUAUUUAGAUUCGAUAGCUGAUGAAAUUAGGCUGGACUAUUUUAUCUAAUUAUGAUUAUGUAUAGGUUAUUUAGGUAUAGUAUGUACAUAUUCUGAUUUGUAUCAUAACUUUAAAUUAAUAAAUAC
Molecule: messenger RNA, 4344 nt
Organism: Paramuricea clavata
Lineage: Eukaryota; Metazoa; Cnidaria; Anthozoa; Malacalcyonacea; Plexauridae
Source: the annotation of a GenBank genome assembly